AGGUACAGGUUCAGGAUGUCAUUCAGCACAUGGUUCUGGGGGGACGGUUUUUGUUCCUACACGCUGACUGGAACAAACCCCUUCAUCACACGGUUCUGGGGGGACGGUUUUUGUUCCUACACGCUGACUGGAACAAACCCCUUCAUCACACGGUUCUGGGGGGACGGUUUUUGUUCCUACACGCUGACUGGAACAAACCCCUUCAUCACACGGUUCUGGGGGGACGGUUUUUGUUCCUACACGCUGACUGGAACAAACCCCUUCAUCACACGGUUCUGGGGGGACGGUUUUUGUUCCUACACGCUGACUGGAACAAACCCCUUCAUCACACGGUUCUGGGGGGACGGUUUUUGUUCCUACACGCUGACUGGAACAAACCCCUUCAUCACACGGUUCUGGGGGGACGGUUUUUGUUCCUACACGCUGACUGGAACAAACCCCUUCAUCACACGGUUCUGGGGGGACGGUUUUUGUUCCUACACGCUGACUGGAACAAACCCCUUCAUCACACGGUUCUGGGGGGACGGUUUUUGUUCCUACACGCUGACUGGAACAAACCCCUUCAUCACACGGUUCUGGGGGGACGGUUUUUGUUCCUACACGCUGACUGGAACAAACCCCUUCAUCACACGGUUCUGGGGGGACGGUUUUUGUUCCUACACGCUGACUGGAACAAACUUCUUCAAUCUCAGCUCACAUUGUUUUUCGUACAUGAAGAACCUGGGACUGACACCAGGAACAACUGAACACGCUGACUUGUGUGAACAUACAGUGGCAGAGAUGACGCUCUGGAUUGUUUUAUUUGUAAUAUGUACUUCUUUAGAGCUCUCUAACUCUGCUAGAGUCAUGGAGUAUUACAGCCCGAGGAACUGUAAAGAGCUCAUGGACAAAUAUAAAACUAAUGAAGAUGGACUGUACCAUUUGACCACAGAGAGAGGGGUGGUGUACCAGACAUACUGUGAUAUGACCACUGAUGGAGGGGGCUGGACACUGGUGGCCAGUGUGCAUGAGAACAACAUGUAUGGCAAAUGCACAGUAGGGGACCGCUGGUCUAGCCAGCAAGGGAGUAACCCCAACCUCCCUGACGGAGAUGGAACAUGGGCCAACACAGUGACGUUUGGGACGGCUGAAGCUGCUACCAGUGACGACUAUAAGAAUCCUGGGUAUUAUGACAUCACAGCAGAAGAUGUGUCUGUGUGGCACGUUCCUAAUAAUGUUCUGCUACAAAACUGGUCCAUUGAUGCCUUCUUGUGUUACCACACUGACAACCACUUCCUCACCAAUCAUGGAGGAAACCUCUUCUACUUAUUCAAGAAGUUCCCAGUAAGGUCUAGAGCAGGGACUUGUCGUAUCAAUAACGGACCUUCUAUCCCAGUGGUGUACGAUACUGGAGAUGCAGCGUCUACCAGGAACCUUUAUGGUCCUAGUACAAGGGGAGAAUUUGAGCCUGGUUUCAUCACUUUCAGAGCCUGUAACCAGGAGAUGGCAGCUAUGGCAAUCUGCUCUGGAGUCAAAGCAACUGGCUGUAACACUGAACAUUACUGUAUUGGUGGAGGGGGCUUUUUCCCAGAAGGAGCGCCCAGACAGUGUGGAGAUUUCACUGCAUUUGACUGGGAUGGCUACGGGACAAACACAGGCUGGAGUGCCUCCAGAAAGAUCACAGAAGCUGCAGUGCUUCUUUUCUACCGCUGAGAGCCGACUCACCCCAACCCCACCUACACCUCCAUCUACUUAACCCAACUCACCUACACCUUCCAUUUCACUCUCCAUCAUCUACUUAACCCAACCCCAGCUACAACCUCCAUCUACUUAACCCAACUCACCUACACCAUUUCACUCUCCAUCAUCUACUUAACCCAACCCCAGCUACAACCUCCAUCUACUUAACCCAACUCACCUACACCUUCCAUUUCACGCUCCAUCAUCUACUUAACCCAACCCCACCUACAACCUCCAUCUACUUAACCCAACUCACCUACACCUUCCAUUUCACUCUCCAUCAUCUACUUAACCCAACCCCACCUACAACCUCCAUCUACUUAACCCAACUCACCUACACCUUCCAUUUCACUCUCCAUCAUCUACUUAACCCAACCCCACCUACACCUCCAUCAACUUAACCCAACUCACCUACACCUUCCAUUUCACUCUCCAUCAUCUACUUAACCCAACCCCACCUACAACCUCCAUCUACUUAACCCAACUCACCUACACCUUCCAUUUCACUCUCCAUCAUCUACUUAACCCAACCCCACCUACAACCUCCAUCUACUUAACCCAACUCACCUACACCUUCCAUUUCACUCUCCAUCAUCUACUUAACCCAACCCCACCUACACCUCCAUCUACUUAACCCAACUCACCUACACCUUCCAUUUCACUCUCCAUCAUCUACUUAACCCAACCCCACCUACACCUCCAUCUACUUAACCCAACUCACCUACACCUUCCAUUUCUCUCUCCAUCAUCUACUUAACCCAACCCCACCUACACCUCCAUCUACUUAACCCAACUCACCUACACCUUCCAUUUCUCUCUCCAUCAUCUACUUAACCCAACCCCACCUACAACCUCCAUCUACUUAACCCAACUCACCUACACCUUCCAUUUCACUCUCCAUCAUCUACUUAACCCAACCCCACCUACACCUCCAUCAACUUAACCCAACUCACCUACACCUUCCAUUUCUCUCUCCAUCAUCUACUUAACCCAACCCCACCUACAACCUCCAUCUACUUAUCCCAACUCACCUACACCUUCCAUUUCACUCUCCAUCAUCUACUUAACCCAACCCCACCUACAACUUCCGCUACUAAGUUAUUACCUCCUCAGCACAAGCAUAAUACACUGUGGAAGACUACUUGAACUAUGAAAAUUAGGACAAAAAUAACAUUUAUGCAAUAAAUGAGUUGUUUUAA
Molecule: messenger RNA, 2918 nt
Organism: Electrophorus electricus (electric eel)
Lineage: Eukaryota; Metazoa; Chordata; Actinopteri; Gymnotiformes; Gymnotidae
Product: intelectin-like
Molecular function (GO): oligosaccharide binding
Source: RefSeq, a predicted model, not a curated record